UUUACGAAAACGGGAAAUCGUGUUGUUGUGAUUUUAGUUAAGUUUUUAUUUAAUUGUUACUGCAUUAAAAUGUCUCAACAAUUAGAAUUACUUACCGAGAGUCCAUCGCUUUGGACUACUGUAUCGUUGUUAACACCAGAAAUACAGAAGAAGGAGAUAAAACCCUUCGUUAUUCUGGCCCUCAAAGAGCUAGAAGGCAACCCGGACAGCAGAACAUCCAGUAUAAUGAACACAGACAAAUUCUCGGCCGUAAGGGAGGUGGUGAGACACUUUGCGAGGCUGCGCUCCGCUACGAAGGAGCCGUGGGGGCAAGACGAUGUGCGAACGUUUUUAGAGGGACUGAGGUUUUCACCGGAAUGCGUAUCAGAGUUCACAACACUCCUGUGCACCGACAAGAUGUACGAGAGUGUGCCGCUGCACCUGAGAGUGAAACCCGGGCUAGCUAGCUUGCAGUGGAAGAUUGAUAUCUCGUUAUGCCAAUCUUCAAUAGCAUCCGAAACUGCAUCAGCUCAGCGGACCAAACAGUUAAUGCAUAGAGACACAUACAUCAUACUUAUAUUAACUCUCACAAACGGACAAACGCUCACAUACAGACUAUCUUAUGAGAAAUUCCAUGAACUUAGGUAUACUAUAGCGAGCGCUUUGAAAAGUAUGAUCGUUUUAGAACGUAGGAAGUGUAUGAAGAGGGAAUGACAUAAGUUUUCUUGGGGGUAGACUGGUUGCUAUCUCUCUCUGUCGUUUGAAGUAUGCUGUGUGUACAUGGAGUACAAAAUGAUUAGUGGAGGUGCUGUAACGGAAAAUCUCCUAAGAAAAGCGCGCCAAAAUGCGGGUGUUCGGUAACGUUACUGUCUUUGCCCUUAUAAAUCAAAAUCAAAAGUCAUAUAUUCAAAGUAGGCUGAAAAUCAGCACUUUUCGAACGUCAAAUUUACAAAGACAGCCCCCAAAACGCCCGCCCUUCACCUAUCCUUCAUAUACGCUUUGGAUCCUUUGUAAUACCAAAAAUCGUUGACAGUUGUCACAAAGAACCCGAUUGUUAGUUCACUCGUAACUGCCAGUUUUGGUCAUGCCAACUGUAUAAAUUUGACCUAGAAGGCGUCUGGCCUACCUGCCUAAUGGCAUCUCCGCUCGUCUUUGCUUACUCCAUGUGUAUGUACCUAAUAGAGAGAUGAAGAUAGUUUUGGUACUGUCCCCUUAAAUAGGUGUUGUUGAGUUGAAGCAAUAAAAAUAGCUUGCAUAUGCUCAAGUUAUGAUAAUAUGUUAAUAAAAAUGCUUGAAUAACGUUUCACGAUGUAAUUCACAAACUUCUAUAGUUACGUAUACGUACGUACCUUAAGUCUCCGUAAACUACGUCAUAUCUACUAUUUUGUAUAGUUAUCGGCACGAAUCUUGAGCUCUGACCUUCACUUGCGCAGAAGUAAUUUAUUGGGUCCCUUUUGUGGUAUGAAGUGAGGCGCGGGGGCGGGGUAAAGCGGUGAUUGGCCCGCAGUGCAUCGCGUCAUAGCCGUCACUCGGGAUUGGUUCUUUGCUAAUAAAU
This is a messenger RNA of Helicoverpa armigera (cotton bollworm), 1534 nucleotides long. RefSeq lists its product as uncharacterized. NCBI's taxonomy places the organism in Eukaryota, Metazoa, Arthropoda, Insecta, Lepidoptera, Noctuidae. Bases 70 to 693 code for a protein of 207 amino acids. The transcript has 4 exons. Gene Ontology annotation, cellular component: nucleus. The record is from RefSeq and is a predicted model, not a curated record.